GUAAUGAUCAUCUAUAUAUAGAUGUCAAGUCGUAGAGCAUCUUUUCGGAAGGGAAAAGGGAAAAGUCUUAUUUGUGAUUUAGGUUAUUAUACUACAGGAUUAUACAAAAUAGCUUUUUAGUAUACAAUAUAGCUUAUCUGUAGGCCUAUGCAUUAAAUAAAAUGUCAAGACCGGGCACUGGAGGAAACUGAUUUAACUAACCAAGAAUAAAGCAUCAGAAAAAUAUGAGAUACACGAUCCCAGGGGCUGCCAUGGAUCGUGUUAGCCUACUUUGGCGGUUGAGACGCCGGGCCCGUCGAGGGGCCCUGUGCAUGGCACUGUUCUGUAUGGCUAUGGCUCUCCUGUACACCUUUUGCGCUGAAAACAGCAUACCUGUCACAGAUGCCAUUUUUGGGGUUAAGGCGAGAACUCGAGCUCAGCCAAGAACACACACAAUUGUUAAGGUAUUGCGGGGAACAGGAGGGUCGAAACCCAUGUAUACUGACCCUCAAAAGCUUCCAGGUAUCAUUCCUGGAGAUCCACAAAAGCCUAUUCCCAUCCUGUCGUCUUCUAACUACUCAAUGGAGAGCAAUACUAAGGACCGCAACCUCAGCGGCAAACAAAGAGACCAUGGGCUAUUUUACUGGCUUCUGGCACGACCACUGAGACGUGCUUUAGAGACUAUUUUUGGAGGCCGACAGAGAGGAGAUGUGGGUGCCGCAAGUGGGGAUGCUGUUGUUUUUGGGCCUAAUGGAGCACUCGGAGAGGUCUGGAAUGAAGAGAUGUCAAGUAGCAUGCUGGGGAAAAGGCUGAGGAAGGUGGUGCAGAACUUUCAGGCAAUGAAUAAAUAUGGAGUUCGCUAUCCUGGACCUGAGAGUGCAGCACGUCGUUCUAAACUCAGUGGCCCUGAACUUCUUUGUCAAAUCAAGGAGAUGGUUCAGAUUGCAACUUUAACACCAGAUAUGGAGCCAUUUUCUCGGUUGCCCUUGGCCUCUCAGUUACCUCCGCGCCAAAUAACUGCUGAUAUUGGCCCGUUCAAGACCUGCGCAGUGGUAUCAUCUGCAGGUUCUCUCAAAAACUCUGGAUUAGGAAAGGAAAUAGAUUCACAUGAUGCAGUGAUGCGGUUCAAUGCUGCACCAACAACAGGCUUUGAGAAAGAUGUGGGCUCUAAAACAACAGUGCGUCUGAUCAAUUCCCAGGUAAUGGCAUCUGAAGAUUACCAUUUCCUCUCCAGUUCUUUGUACAGUGCUGGGAUUUUAGUGAGCUGGGAUCCAGGCCCUUAUUCCUCUGAUCUACGAGAGUCUCACUACUACCAGCGCUUCAGUGAUGCAGCCUGCACCCUAGGUGCCUACCACCCUUUACUCUAUGAGAAGAACCUGGUAAAGAGGAUGAACAAGGGGUCUAACCGUGACAUCUACACACAUGGCAGGGUCACGCUCCCUGGGUUCACGACCUUUAACUGCACCAAUAGUUCCACUUCCAGCACUCUGUCAAAGACAUAAUCUGAGGGUAAACUGAUUUUCUUGGUACACUUUCAUAAUGUAACAGUAAAUCACAUGAUUU
Messenger RNA from Sinocyclocheilus anshuiensis, 1542 nucleotides. RefSeq names its product beta-galactoside alpha-2,6-sialyltransferase 2-like. Lineage: Eukaryota; Metazoa; Chordata; Actinopteri; Cypriniformes; Cyprinidae. The record is from RefSeq and is a predicted model, not a curated record. Gene Ontology annotation, molecular function: beta-galactoside alpha-2,6-sialyltransferase activity. The coding region runs from base 225 to 1481 and encodes 418 amino acids. Gene Ontology annotation, cellular component: Golgi apparatus. Gene Ontology annotation, biological process: sialylation. The transcript has 7 exons.